This is a messenger RNA of Stomoxys calcitrans (stable fly), 3661 nucleotides long. RefSeq names its product E3 ubiquitin-protein ligase ZNF598. Lineage: Eukaryota; Metazoa; Arthropoda; Insecta; Diptera; Muscidae. Gene Ontology annotation, molecular function: ribosome binding; ubiquitin protein ligase activity. Bases 155 to 2785 code for a protein of 876 amino acids. Gene Ontology annotation, biological process: protein ubiquitination; rescue of stalled cytosolic ribosome. The transcript has 6 exons. The record is from RefSeq and is a predicted model, not a curated record.
GUGUAAAGUGACAAGUGACAGGCACAGACAAUUCGUUCACGUCAUAACCAAGGGGAAAAGACAACAUUCGUGGUAAUCCAACGGGAGCAUAAAGUCGAACAAUUUACUUAAAAUCUUACUCUAAACGUUAUAAAUUAUACCCUUACGUACCAUUAUGAGUGCUGAAAACAAGAAAUCCUCAAAGAAGCCAUUCCAAGCUGGAAAAGCACCUUCCGAACGACCCAUUACUGCGUCGUCUACCAAUGUGUCCAUCGCUUCUACUGCGGAUGACAAUGCCUGUGUCGUUUGUUUCAAAACUGUGGAAAUCUUUUCGAUAGGAGAGUGCGACCACCCUGUGUGUUAUGAAUGUUCCACUCGAAUGAGGGUAUUGUGCGAGCAGAAUGAGUGCCCCAUCUGUCGACAGGUCUUAUCAAAGGUUAUAUUCACUUACGAUAAGCUGCCAUAUCGUGAGUUGGAGGCCAAAAAUCGGUCAGAGUUCUAUAGUAAAAAGUACAAGAUCUGUUUUUACACCAGUGAUAUACAGCAAAAGUUUUUCGAGUUACUCGAUCACCCCUGUCCCAAUUGCAAUUGUCCACCUUAUCGUACUUUCCAAGGUCUUCGCAAUCAUGUUCGCAAAGAGCAUGACCAUUUCUAUUGUGAUUUGUGCGUGGAGCAUUUGAAAAUAUUUACUUUUGAACGGCGAUGCUAUACGCAAGCAGAGUUGGGCAUACAUCGGACCAAAGGUGAUCCGGACAAUCGUUCGCAUCGCGGCCAUCCUCUAUGUGAAUAUUGUAAUAAGCGAUAUUUAGAUCGGGAUUUGCUGUUCCGUCACUUGAGACUUGAUCAUUACUAUUGUCACUUUUGUGAUGCGGAUGGAUGCAAUGAAUUCUAUCGCGACUAUUCGGCUUUGGUUGAACAUUUUCGGCAAGACCACUUCCUGUGCGAGGAGGGAAAUUGUGCUACGGUGGAAUUUACUGGCGCAUUUCGUUCUGAGAUCGAUUAUAAAGCUCAUGUGGCAAAUGUUCAUGGCAGGGGCAUGAACAAGCAACAGGCCAAGCAGACGCGAACGUUGCAAUUGGAAAUUACGCUGGGACCACGAGGUAGGACAGGACAAACGGAGCAGGGGGUGGCAAAUAUGAGAACCAGAGGAGGGAACAACAACAAUGAAGCAGAACCUGAAAUUGAAGAGCCUGCCUAUAGCCAACCGAGUGUAGCGCAAUCUCGCCCCAAUAUUAAUCCCGGCAGUGAACAAGAAUUUCCAUCUCUUGCCGGUGGUUCUAGUGCCCCUAGUCUAUCUCUAACGAGACCGCCGCCACCCACCAUUAUCAAUCAUAAUCGUGUGUCCGGUUUGGCCAGAACAAAGGAAAAUUUCCCUGCAUUGGGUGGUAAUAGUGCGAACAGUGGCAUCAAUGGCGACGGCGGUGGCUUUAACAAUGCAGCCAAAACUCAACAACAACAACCAAUUUCGGCAAUGCUCAAGAAGAAACCAACUCCUGCCACCGGUGCUGUACCACGGACACCUGCACCAAAGAAUGGUCCAAGUACAAGCAGUGGAAUGGUUAUUCAUGUUUCAAAUCGACCAGCAGCCAACGUUACUGCAGGUCCCGCAAAGAAACCCAGCGCAAUGGACUUUCCUGCUUUGCCUGCUGGCAAAUCGAAAAAGGGCAAAGCAGUUGCCUUAAAUGAAGAUAUGUCCACAUCAGGUUUACAACUGCCCGUUUCUACUGUGGCUGCCAAGCAUCGCACUCUGGUAGAUGACUACGUUUCUGUAGCUAAUCCUGCUAAUUUUCAGAAAAUUCAAAUGGUCCAAAAAGAAGAACUUGAAGCAAAAGCUCGUAAAGAAGCCGAAGCCCGAAGUGCUCCUAAACUAACAUCUCAAGAUUUUCCUUCUUUAGGUGGUGCAGCGCCAGUAAGGUCGUCGGCACCUGCCUCUAAUACUUGGGUCAAGGCUGUAGUCAAUGAAAAACGACAGAAGGAAUUGGAAAAUCGCAAAAACAAAGUGGCUCCUGCACCAGUUCUACCAAAAACGAAUAGCUUUACCACCCCUAAAUCAUCGCCUCCGGUCCUAACCAAUGGUAACCUACAGAGCAAUGCUACAAAUAUUGCAAACAAUAAAAAGGAUAAGAAAGCUAAGGAGAAAAAAGCCAAGGAACCAAACAACAAUAAUAACAUCGAAAAUAAAGCGACGAACAAUCAUGUAAAUAACAAUAUUCAAAAGCCAUCCACAUCUCCACCGCCAUCGCCGCAGACCAAUAAAACAACACCGGCGGAGUAUCACUCUAAUGUUACCGUUAAUUCGGUAGCCAAGUCACCAAAUAACCUGACAUUUACCAGUUCGUUGGGAGAGAGUUACAGCAUUUUACCUACUCAUACAUUUACGCCCCCAACAGAUGCUAUGCUGCGAAAUCAGAGAUUAAUUUUAUACUUUAGAGAUAUUCUGGAAUCAAUGGAAGCAUUAGAAGAGUUCCGAUAUAUAUCUCAAAUGUAUAGAGAUGGUGUGGUGAAAGCUGAUAGCUAUUAUGAACAUUGCCAAGCUGCCUUAAAGGAUAAAUUUGAUGGAGUAUUUCCGGAACUAGUAGUGCUAUUGCCGGAUAUAAACAAACAACAGUCUCUCUACUUGGUACAUCAACAGCGUUUAAAUACCUUGCCACCAGCUCAACGUAAAAAUCUGCCCACGAUGGAAGUAUGUUCAACCUGCAAACAAGUAUUGCUGCCAAUCGAUAUGGCUGACCAUAAAAAAAUGCAUGAUAUUGUACAGAAUUUCCCAGAGCUAAGCGGUAAUCGUAAAACCACUACCAAGGCAUAGAUGGAAUAAUGAUCAUGUAUCGUGCGUUCGUUCGUUCGUUCGUUCAUUCGUUGAGAUGAUAAAUUCGCUUCAAUAUGCUCUAAUAAAUCAUCGGAUAAGUUUUCUAUAUACAUACUACUAUAGCAUAUGUGUAAAUGCAUACACAUGCAUACUUUUACAGUUUUCUGUUUUUACUUUAAUUUUUAUCUAAAAAAUCUUUUUUAUUUUAUGAAAAACGAUUUACAACGCUUUGAUUUUUACGUAUUUAUUUUAUGUACGUUUCCGCAAAGUAUGUUUCUCAAAGCUUUAUUUAAGUCUAUCCUAAUUAAGAGCUGGAACACUUCUAAAACGAAAACGGAGACCCCACAAUACUUUGUUUAAAACAAAUGAAAACUAUUUUUGCUGGUCCGCAAAUUCUGAAUUUAUAAAAUUACUAUUACAAUAUUCCUAUGUUUUAUCUCUAUCAGUCGUUGUGUACUAUUUACAAUUGCUAAGUUCAAAUUAGGUUUUAAAUAAUUUGGUCUAUAUCUGAAUUAACAAAAUUCUCGUCUAUGAUGAUGCAAACAAUCACAGCAACCAACAACAACAAUACAUUAUAAUAUAUACAUACAUACAUACAUACAUAUAUUGUGCAACAAAUGGUGAUUUCAAUUUGUUCAGAACAAAAUAAAAUAAGAAAACUUAAUACUGUUUACGUUAUAUAAACUACAUCAAAAAUAUAUAAUUUAUAUAAAACAAAGAGUGUUAGUUUUUUAUAUAAACAAAUAUAAGUAAAUGUGUAUGUGAAACAAUGAAAUGUUAUUUGAUAAAAUAAAAAAGAAAUAGAUAACACAAAGAAAACGGGAAGAAAAGAUAAAUACACUCCAACAGAAGAAUAAAGAUGAAAUAAAUACCGUA